AUGGCCUCCCAAUCCACGGGUGAAGACGAGACGCGGCCUAGUCUCCUAAUCGAGCUCCAAGCUGCCACUCGGGCCAAGCACCAUGCUCUCAAUCUCCAGGUCUUGAAUAAACUACCUCUCUGCAUGCCGCCGCCGUCAGAUUCGCCCAUCCUGUACGCGAGAGGCAUGACGGUAUUUGGUCAGAUCUACUACGCCUUUGAGAGCCACCUGAAGAAUUCCCUGGAAAAUGACGAACUCGACGAGACGCUGCGGGACAUAUACCAUCGCAUAUUUCUACCUCGGCUAUUGCGGGCGGCCCUAUUGCAAAGGGAUAUGGAAAUCAUAAAGAUGAGACUGGGUGAGCAGGAACGACAAGAAAUCGACGACUUGGCAGAGCAAUCGAUGGGUUUCCAACGACGAAUCCUUGUCAGCUUGUCCACGAAGCCGCAUGUCCUCCUCGCUUAUGCGUGGACCAUGUACCUUGCAUUGUUUAAUGGCGGCAGAUGGAUGCGCAGUCAGCUUUUCUCGGCGGGCCCGUCUUUCUGGCUCGGGCGAGAACUGCCGCUAUCGUUCUGGGACUUUGAAGACUGUGACGGAACUCCUUCGAACGGAGAAGACCUCAAAGUGGCUUUCAAAGGAGGAUUCGCCCGUUCUGCUGCCUCCCUGAGCGAUAUACAACGCAAAGAAAUCAUCGACGAAUCCAAGGCUUUGCUCGAUCUGUGCUUGGAAAUGGUGAGGUUUUUAGAUGAAUCUCUGUCAUCAUCUUUGGGAGCAGAAACUUGUUCCAUUAUUAAUCGAAACGCCGGAAGCAGUAGGGAGAAGCGGAACAAGACCGACACUGGUAGCUCGGGCUCCCUGGUCGGACCUGCAUGCCACUAUGUGACCUCUACAUUUCAAUCAGUGGCAACAUCGACCGCCACGUUCUGGGGAAGAAAAGAAAUAAGCUCUGAUUGA
Messenger RNA from Exophiala aquamarina CBS 119918, 933 nucleotides. RefSeq lists its product as uncharacterized. Gene Ontology annotation, biological process: heme oxidation. The transcript has a single exon. NCBI's taxonomy places the organism in Eukaryota, Fungi, Ascomycota, Eurotiomycetes, Chaetothyriales, Herpotrichiellaceae. The record is from RefSeq and is a predicted model, not a curated record. Bases 1 to 933 code for a protein of 310 amino acids. Gene Ontology annotation, molecular function: heme oxygenase (decyclizing) activity.